This is a messenger RNA of Geodia barretti, 504 nucleotides long. The record is from the annotation of a GenBank genome assembly. Lineage: Eukaryota; Metazoa; Porifera; Demospongiae; Tetractinellida; Geodiidae.
UUUCUGCUAGACACCAAUGUGGUCUCGGAGUUGACAAAAGACGCGCCAAAUCCGCGGGUUCUCGCAUUCCUGACCGAACAAGACGACUUGUGGUUAUCCGCGAUAGUGUUGCAUGAGCUGGAGUUUGGCUUGCAACUGCUGCCGCCGGGACCACGUCGCGACGGGUUGCGGUCGGUGCUGUCAGAGUUCAUUUCGGCGUAUGAGGACCGCAUCCUGCCCUUGGAGAGGACGGGGGCAGAGCGGGCUGCCCAAUUCCGGGCGCAGGCGCAUCGCUCCGGUCGCGUGCUGGACUUGGGGGAUGCGCUGAUCGCCGGGACAGCCAAAGUUCAUGGCCUCUCUGUUGCGACGCGGAACGUCGGGGACUUCGCAGACCUAGACGUGGACGUCACCAACCCUUGGGAAGACGCCUUAACCCCCCUCAACCAAUCCACCGUCGAAGCGAGUGAGGAUAGUGCCGACCCACUGGAAAAGGAGACUGGAAAUAAUGCGGAACAUGGCGAAUAA